AGAUACAUCAAGAAUCAACAUGAUGAAGUUAGUGGUUGUGGUAGUAGCUGUGGUGGCGUGUGCGUGGCUGAGCGCGGCGCAGAGCGGCGUGAGCGUGUACUGCGGGCGGCAGCUGUCGGAGCGGCUGAGCAGCCUGUGCUGGGGCGAGCCGGAGCAGAAGCGCGGCUGGUGGGUGCCGCCGGCGGGCGCGCUGGCCGGCGUGCGGGGCAAGCGCGGCCUCGUCGACGAGUGCUGCGACAAGCCCUGCUCCAUCGAAGAACUCUUGACCUACUGCUUCUAGUUCAAAUCCUCACCAUCAUCAUUACAAAUCUCAUUUCAUCUAGGGUCUAACAUGUUUCCUUAUUUACUAUGAUUUAAGGAUUGUUCAUAAAUAAAAGACACCGUCCUAUAUUUUACGUUGUUUUAAUUGUAUCUUAUUCUUUUCGGUCGCAAACAUGACAAAACCAAGUCUGUCAUGAAUGGUAUAUCAACUUUUUCAUAUUUCGCCACUUUUGAGGAUCUAGAUGAAAUCAAAAAUAUCCUCGUGAGUUUCGACUUUUCGACUGUGAUUUUGUUGAGAUAUUUUAAAAGAAUUUUGUUAUAGAAUAAUCUAGACCCUGUAUCCCUAUCUGAAUGCUGACUCUAAAUCUAGUUAGUUACGCAGGCAGUUGCUACACCUGCACUUCAUGACAGAUAUAAAGGUUAUUUGCGUAGAGACCACCUCAAGCUAAUAUUAGUUUACGAUAUCAAUGCUGCUCUACUCCUGUCGCAAUCGCAAAAAUUAAUUGAAUUUAUCGAUUGACGUUAAAAUGAUAAUCUAUGCAGAAACCCGGACCAUAACUUGGUACAUGAGUUUGUAAUAGUUGUGUUUCAAGAGUUGCAGUAUGAAACAGUAAAGAUAAACAUGGCCUACUACCAUAUUUCAGAAGUAAGAUUGUAGCAGUUGUGGAAGAGAGGAGGCACUUGCAUGGCGUAGAGCGACAUCCCUCUUUCACAACUGAGCUGAUGAAUCAAAACUCACGUAGCAAUGGCGGAAGUCACUUUGGCGACAGUUCAUACACAUCCCGAUUUUUUUAAUAUCCAUCUUUUAAUUAUUUGUCUCUUACUUAAAUUUGGCUUUCCUUUUGUUACACAGUUUUCGUAUGUUAUUAAUAUCACUGGCAACUAUUAAUUUGACAGUGGCUAAUUUAAAACUAUCAAGUCAAAUUUUACAUCUUUAUAUCUGAUAAAUGACCAGUUGUCCUUCAAGUUUAUCAUGCAUUAAGCCCAUUACCUAUACACUAACCUGACUUAAUCAAGGCAUAUCAAAAACCCAAUGAUGUGGAGUAUGACGUCACAACAAGUAGUUCACACAUGCAGGUGAUGCAAAGACAGUAGACGUC
Molecule: messenger RNA, 1361 nt
Organism: Trichoplusia ni (cabbage looper)
Lineage: Eukaryota; Metazoa; Arthropoda; Insecta; Lepidoptera; Noctuidae
Product: insulin-related peptide 2-like
Exons: 1
Coding region: 20-280 (86 amino acids)
Cellular component (GO): extracellular region
Molecular function (GO): hormone activity
Source: RefSeq, a predicted model, not a curated record